Messenger RNA from Heteronotia binoei (common prickly gecko), 9705 nucleotides. It is a transcript of the gene FOXN2, whose product is annotated as forkhead box N2. The coding region runs from base 417 to 1742 and encodes 441 amino acids. Gene Ontology annotation, molecular function: cis-regulatory region sequence-specific DNA binding; DNA-binding transcription factor activity. The transcript has 6 exons. Gene Ontology annotation, biological process: regulation of DNA-templated transcription. The record is from RefSeq and is a predicted model, not a curated record. Gene Ontology annotation, cellular component: nucleus. NCBI's taxonomy places the organism in Eukaryota, Metazoa, Chordata, Lepidosauria, Squamata, Gekkonidae.
AGAGUAGAAACCGCCUAAACCAGCAAUACCCGCUGGUUCCUACGGCAGCCACUCCCCCUCUGUACCGAAAUGGACUCGCCUGCUCUUUAAGCGGAGAAGCCGGGGAAAGGGGGGCGGCUCGAUUGCAACUAGGGGAGGAGAAAGUUGCUGUGCGCAAGGAGGGCUUUGCAUGCAAGCAGAGAAGGCGGAGUUAGUAGCUUGGGCGCCUUGUUGCUAUGGGGAGACUGCGAGGGAGGCGGCGGCGUUGUGCUGCUGCUGCGCAGGGCAAGGAAAACCAGAGGCAGCCGCAAGCGGCAGCAGCUGCUGAUCUCUGACAUAUUUCCCCUUAUUACUGCUGCUGCUGCUGCCAUAUUGUGGCCACCCCCCCCCUCUCUCUCCCCCUUCCCAAGCUUCAUGAGUACAGCCAAGAAGAUUCAAUGGGUCCAGUAACUGGAAUGACUCCUGAUAAGAAAGGUGAAACGCCUGGAGCAGAGAAGACUGUAGGGCUAAGGCACAUUCAAAGAAUGGGAAGCCUGCCAGAGGCGGGAGAUGCUGCUCGACCAAAGGCCACGGCUGUGGAUAGUGACCUGGCUGACGAUGAGCUCACAAACUUGAACUGGCUGCAUGAAAGUACAAACCUGCUAACAAACUUCAGCCUCGGAAGUGAGGGUCUUCCAAUGGUCAGUCCUCUCUAUGACAUUGAGGGUGACAACAUGCCAUCUUAUCCUUCAUCCUGCUACGCAAACCCAGAGAAGAAAUCUGCUACUUCCAAGCCUCCCUAUUCCUUUAGCCUUCUAAUCUACAUGGCCAUUGAACAUUCUCCUAAUAAGAGCUUGCCUGUGAAAGAAAUCUACAGCUGGAUCCUGGAACGUUUCCCAUAUUUUGCUACAGCACCUACUGGAUGGAAGAACUCUGUCCGGCAUAAUCUUUCCCUGAACAAGUGUUUCCGGAAGGUGGAGAGAAGCCAUGGCAAAGUGAAUGGGAAAGGCUCCUUAUGGUGUGUGGACCCAGAAUAUAAGCCUAACCUUAUACAAGCUCUGAAGAAGCAACCUUUCCCCUCUGCAUUUGCAUUUUAUACCCCACCGGCAUCACCAUUGAGUGGUUCAUCAUCCCCUCACUACUUAACCUCAGUCUUGAAACAGAGUCAGGGUCAGUCUAUCAAAGACUCUGAUAUCGAUGCUGCUACUGCCAUGAUGCUGUUGAACACUUCUAUUGAACAAGGCAUUUUAGACUGUGAGAAGCCUCAGAGCCUCAAGCUCUCCAAGAAAAGGAACUACGGCAGCGCGUUCCAUAGCCACAGUAUGGCAAGCCAGCAGGAGACCAAUUCCACAGUCCCCAGUAUUGACCCAAAGGAGGAUCAUAAUUACAGUGCCAGCAGUGUGGCUUCUCAACGUUGUGCAUCAUUGUCAAGCGUGUCUUCCUUGUCUUCCAUCGAUGAGGUGUAUGAAUUCGUCUCGGAGGCUAGCAGGGCUGGGAGUGACGGUAGUGAAGGGUUCCACAGCGAGGAAGACACAGAUGGCGAUGAUGAGGAAGACGACGAUGACCCACUAGUGGACAGCGGUUACACUUCCCAGCCGUGUGUCGAUCCUUCUGAUAAGAACCAACCUCACAAAACAGCCCUGGAAGAGCUUUGCCAAGAAAUAGAUGAGGAACUGAAGGAGGCUGCCGGGUCUCUGCUUCACUUAGCUGGGAUCAGCACAUGCCUGGGCUCCCUAAUAAGUACUGCAAAGACCCAUAAUCAGAAACGAAGGAAAAAAGAAUAAUGACACGAUGUGAAAAAAUAUGUAUAGUGAUAGAUUUAAAACACAUAUUUUACUUUUUAGCGUGGCAAUACUCCUCUACUUUUUACCCUUCACAAGGGGGAUCAAAGCCAUAAAAGGACUUUUUUGUUUGUCUUUUAAUUUUUGCAGAUUAUAAUUUUGGUGAUUUUUUAAUUUAAUUUUUUUAUUGCAAGGUGGCAGUGGUGGGUUUUAGCUAUUGAGAAACUUAUUUAAUUGUGCAGGACAGGUGGUGAGGAGAGAAGCCCCCCCCAAUAAUGAUUUAUAGCGGAGUUGAGUAUUUUGGAUUUCCACCAGAGCAGCUGGAUUCUCACGAGUGAUGCUGGCUAUAUCAUCUCAUGCUAAAAGUGAAAACGUGCAUCUUGUCUUAUGUGGAAGGUCUUUUGGAGAAGUGACGCUUGAAGGAUACAGAUGGGUCUCUUAACUGUCUUACAUAUGCAUAAGGUGGAGAAUGUGGAAUUCUGCCCCUGUCCAGCCUCUUGGCCUCCCUGAUUUUCACAUAGUAGGUCACAGGCCUCAUAGCCAUCAAAAUCAGGAGGUCACGGUCAGAUUGGACCUGUACCAGUUGUCUCCUGCUCACAUGGGGAUUGACUCCACAGAUCUGUUUUACCAGUAGAGGCACUUUACUCUGAUGGAAGGGAGCUUUUCCCUGGUUCAGGCCUCUUGCAUUGUCAGGCUCCUUCUGCUUGAGUAAAGCACUUCCAUUAGUGGUACAAAGGAUAUGUGGAAUCAGUCCCCAUAUGUGUGGGAGGCAGCAUGUACAGAAUCAUGCCAUGGAUGCCUCCUUCUUCAAGCACAUUGUUGCCAAAUAGAUUUUGAAGAUGGAGCAGGCAAUUCCAAUAAGCAGACACAAUCUCUGUCAUUUUCUCUCUUGUUUGUGGGCUUGUGUGUCACUAGAGCAGCGUCUGUGUUGGAUUAUGGAAAUUAGUAACAUAGAUGCCACUUCAGGUGUUCUGUUCUGUGUUCUGUUGGGCUUGCCACCUUUCUCGCCUUGUUUUUAUUGUUAUGCAGUUGCCUCAUGUGCAAAAAGUCAGUGGUCCAUGAUAAUCUGAAUAGUACAAAACUGCCACCAUGGGUCACUUCCCAAGCUGUGUUACUUGAUACCUGAAAUGAUCAUGUAGGAGAAAAAAAUGGAACAUGUGAACUUUAAUAUUUUUGAAAGAGAGUUUCAUCAUGAGUCUCCCAACUUCUUUUGCAUAGAAUUUCCCUCCUGGAUGUGUACCAAAAAAUAAGCUGGUUCCUUUUCUCAAUUUUUUUUUUUAUUUUUAGAUUGAGAACAUGCAUAUUUAUUUUCAAACCUAAGGCUCUUCUUGCUGUCUUGAUACCUACAUUAAGUGAAAUAUUGUGAUGGGUUCAUUGUAAAUUAUUAUUUCAGAGACCAUUUGGGCUUGCAUGUUCAGGCAGAGAGAUCAAACAGGGGUGAUGUUCUUCUGAGUUAAAGUAGCCAGCUGACUUUGUCCCAGUUCUUGCUAUGAUGGCAAACUUGUGUCAGGACUGUACCACUUCAUACUACAGGCUACAUCAUGUGGUUGAGUGCCCUUCUGGACAUCAAAUUCCUUCCACACGGGAAACCAGAUAGCAAAGAGGAAGGGUUAUAGCCUACCCUUCCUUUUGGCAUGCUAGGUUUCUGUGUAAGUAAUGUUUUUUUCAUGGGGGAGCAGUUUGAAGUGGGUUGGCUCAGACAUAGCAAGAACUAGGAUUUUAAAAGAAAACUUGCCAAAUGAGUUCUUGUGCUGCUUGAAAGGCUUGACUGUUCCUUUUUAACUUGCUGCAUGCUUCCAUUUUGCACUGCACUAACCUAACUUCCCUUGAAGAACUGGUAUAUAAAAUGCAGCCAUAAGGGGCACCAUUUGAAGAGUAUGAAUGCAUAUGCCUGUUAAGACACUGAAGGGGGCUAAGAUGAUCAGUGUUGUUCAGUUCAAGCACCCUCCAUCUUUCUUACAUGUCAAUGACACUGGGGGUGAAAUUCUGACCCCUUUUAAAAUCAAUAGCGCUUUUGCCAGUGACAGCAUAGUAAUGUGUGUAGCUGUGUCACUUGAAGAGUGAGGUUCGCAAAGACUAAUGUCGCCGUGCAUCUUAUCUUGCCUUACACAGAAGGCAUAUGUUGGUCUUUACUAUGGGAGAUUUAGCCAUGAUAGCACUGCUCUCUAUAUUCAUUAUCUCAGCAACAAUACAUCACUUGUAAUUUUUCCAAAUGGCCCAAGAUUUGAAACAUGGCUACACACAACAGUGUUUUAGAGACAUGGAAAUGUAUUAAGAGAAUGUGGAAAGAAACAACACCCCUCUUUGAGAGAAGACCUGAGUAGGGCCUGUUUUCAGAAGUGGCAGGGAGAUCUUGUGUUUACGCAUUUGCAGCCAUUACCAAUAGCAGGUGGGCUUGCAUACAGAGUUACAGUAUAAGUUGCAGUCUUUAAAAAAAUAGUUGUGGUGUUGCUACCUCAGUGAGCUGCAAAGUCUGGCACAAGCUUCUUCUGUUUUGCCAGACCCAACAGUGCAGCUGGAAGCUCAGCAAGUGCAGCUGGAAGCUCUAUUCCUCUGGGAAUAGAGGAACAAUCUUUGCCUGUGGGAUAGGCAGUCUGCUGCUCAAAGGCAAAUGUGUAGUCCAGUUAAGCUCUUUAUCCCCAGUUUCUUGUAUGGAAGUUCAUGUGUAUGAGUUCAGGGUCAGAUGAGCUGCACAAGCACAUUCAGUUUCUGAAACAAGCCAUCUGUUGAUGUUCCUUAAGGGUAGUGUGGGAAAUGGCAUCUGAAAGGGGAUUGCAGUGUUGCCCUUCUAGUGGGUUUGUAGUCUGCACUGGCAGAAUCCAUCAGGGGCUUUUCCUGUUGAAGCCCUGUUGAGAUAACCCUGGCUGUACUCUUGAGCAACUUCUUGUACUUUCAUGGGGUACUUUCACAGGUAAUGUUUGUGAAUGGUUGGGUGCAGGGGUCCACUGUGUCCUGUAGUUCUGAGAGUGAAUGCUUCAUAUUAAUAAUAAUCUAAGCAUCAAGUAUUGUCUCAUAUGCCUGGUUUGGAGAGGCAGCUUGAAGUGCCAUUGAAUCUUCACAUUAUUUUCCAGUGAGGUUGUAGACUGCUAUGGCCCACUCCAUGGGCAGGGGAACCUGCUCCAAAUUGCAGUGAGCCAAACCAGUUUUUGCAAAGCAGAAUGAAGCUAAAAUCUGGCCAGUAACAGAGAUUCUCUGUCUUAUUACUGAUGGACAAGUAUUAGAUGGUCAGUAUUUUAUUUUUUUAAAAUAUCACUGCCUCUUGUUGAAUACUGCUUCCUUAUACCCCGGUAGAAAUCCUUCCACUAUAAGCCUAUAGCUGUUCUUUAGACUCCCAAUCCGUUGGCCAUGAUUCAGUGGGCACAGCUAGGACUUUCCUGUUACCAGCUCUGGAACAGUGUGCAUUGGCAGUAGAAAGAGCCAAGUCUGCAGGUAGUAUGUUUGAUCAUAAUUACCACCUAUCUGACAAUAUCUGCAGAUAUUCUCCGUAUGGACUGGCCUUAGGGUUCCAAGGCUCCAUGUAGCAUUUUGAGUGUUUCAGAUCAAAUCUUUGCUAAAAUGGUAGCAAAUUGUAAAUGAUUCCACCUUGUAUUCACAUUGCUAGUACUAGAAAAAAAAUCUUGAAUGCAUGAAUGUUUGCACGCUCACCUGCUUGUACAUGACUCUUUCCAAUGUAAAGCUUAAAUAUGUUUUGUGCACAUUCUGUAUGUCUCCUUCUCCUAUUCAACCCAAAUACUUUGACUGACUGGCCAAAAUAAUUAUCUGCCUGCUGAAAGUGCUUUUAGACUAACUUCCCUUCUGUUGAUAUUGUUCCCAGAUCAGCCACAAGUCAACAUGGGUAAAGGUUUACAUCUAUAUCUAUUUGUUAGUCAGACUUAGGCAGGUGUGUGUGUGCACAUGUAUGUUUUGGCCAUAGAGAUUAAUUGAUGUAAUUAAUGGGAAAACAGCCAAGAUACUUUUAGAAAUAAUUAUUGUGUACAUCGUAUCACUCAACAAAGCAGUAAAAUACAACAGCAGCAUAGUGGAAAAGUUAAACAAAAGCCUUGUAGAUUAAAAUGCUGGUUUUAAUACAGACGUUUUACUUGAUAAACAAAAAGGAUGCAGGAAAAGACAUUCUGGUGUUGUAGGUACUACCUAUAAAGAAGGACUCGGUCCAGUGGCCUUACAUUUUACCUCCCUAAAAGAUGGCACCUGGAGCAAAGCCCCAUGUCCUGCCAUCUGGGUAGUUCAUAUGGGAGAAGAAAUUCCCACAGAAGAACUGCACCCAGACCAUUUAAGGCGCUCACCCUGUGUCUGAACUUAAAAAUGGAGAUAGUAAAAGAAAUGACCUGUGUCAGAAUUUUCACCAUGAAUAUGCUUUGUGAGCCCCUCCUUUUAAAGACAAAUGGUACGUGAAGCGGUCUCUGGCUACUAAAGCUCAAAAUUAAUGUGAAUUCACCAUUCACCAGUGGACACAAACCUGUAUGUUUUGUGCAAAAUGCAACUUUUAAUUCCUGUAUGUUGUUGCUGACCAGAGAUGUCCCUCUGACUAGCAUUUGUCCAAAGUACAUGUUUUAAUAACUUGUGAUUGUGAAUUUUUUUUUAAGCAAUGCAAAUAACAGGACUGCUGUAUUUCUAAAAAAGUAUUUCUUUAGGUCUUGUAUAUCUUUGACAAGAACUACAUUUAGAUCUUGCUACAAUGGGCCAGUCUUGAAAAAGAGGCUGCUUCCCCACAACUUGAGUGUUCAGUCUUGUUGUUUUGCGUCUGACUUGAUAAGAGUUCUGUCUGGAGUCUCUUUCCCAAAAGAAAUUGGGCACGUGCAGUUCUCUCUCUCUCUCUCUCUCUGUCCUUCCUUCAUGAAUGCAGUGUUAGUGUCAUCUCCGUGCUAGAAAAUAUGUAGUACUUGUCGGCAUCAGUAGCAGUUUCCUUGAUUAUGAUUUCUGUAGUUUUCCACGUGUAAUGGCAAAGCAAUAAAAGCAUUAGAUGGGAAGAGACACUGAGAAAAUAAAACUCCUCUUAAAAUCCAAUUUGAAGGGCUGAAAUGGCGGCAGAACAAGAAGGCUGGCUCCCGCAACACUUGAGAGCCAGCUCACAGGUUAUGAAGAAUAGGGUGGUAGCAUUCUGCACUAUACUGCUUAAGCCUGCAAGUAGGAAGUAGUUUUGGCAUUCCCUUCUGUGGUGUGGGGGGGACUCCCCCCCAUCAAGAACAUUAGCACAUCAGGGAGAGAGGCUUACUGUAGCAUUUCCCCUAAUUUGUUAGUUUUCUGCAUCCAGGAACCAUUCUAAAAUGCAACCACACAGACCCUUGCCUGCAUUUUUGAAGUGGCUCAACCCAGAGUUUUAUCUCAUGCUGGGUAGUACCUAGAUCUGUAAGAUGAUAUGAAGCAAAAGCCUUUCAUACUUUUGUGGAGUUGCUUGCCUUGCAAAUGCUUUGGGGUAAAUUAGCAAAAAGCACUGCUACAUUAACAUUCUUGGCUGGUCAAUGCAGUUCUCCUGUCUGUACCAUUCCCACAAUGACUUUGCAGAAGAGUUACAUUGUUACAGAGGAAAAGUAUUGUAUGAAUUCAUGUUUGCUCUCUAGUGCUCAGCACUGGAGGUUUAAUAUUUCCUGUUGGCUACUGUAUUCUACAUUGUAACUCCAUUGCCUGUAUUCCCACAGAGCUGUGUGUGUCUUCCUGUGGCCAAAAUUCACACAGAGCUCUGUGGCCAAAUUUCACACAGAAAUCUUGAUUUUUUUCUCCAACGUAUUCCUGGUAUGCACCUCCACAGCUUGGUUUUGUAUCUGGUUAAGUCAUGCACAGACAGGACAUAUCCAGAUAAUGGUGGUGUUCCUGAUCUCCCCAAGAAUGACUGGAGUGACGGUAGGUGAGUCAAUGUGUCUUGAGUUGUAGAUUUGUGGUGAAUGGGGACUGUGCAUUUUUACCAGUUCUGUCUUCGCUAGCCCAAGCACUAAAACAAGGGCAGUUGUUUUCUGAACAGAUUUUAUUGUGGAAUAUUAAUGCCUUCCUAAUUUGUUCAAAGGUGCUCAUUUUUCCAAGUAUUUGUGUCUUGACCUUUUUUUCCUAAAUAAGAUGCAGUUACAUAUACUAUUAACAUACGGUACCUUCAACACUUCUUCUCUCAUGAGUAGUUAUGUCCAUCCCUAAGUUAAACUUAACAGUAACUACCAUAUUUUUGUAUUUCAUCCCUCUUUAUUUGAAUUGUUGAAGAGAUAAUCAGUAUUUUCAGAAACAGUAGAUCUUCCUGGGGCUUUGUUACUUUAGAAUUUGGGUGAGGAAACUGCAUGGUUGGAUGCUCUUUAUCCAUUUAACAUGAAGGUGAUAGGGUGCAGGUGAUGCUAGAACCCUUUCCCCUCCUUUCUACCUGCCUGUCUUCAGGCAAUUCUUUAGAGGGGGGAAACAUUCAAUCAUGCAGCCCCCUACCUGUAUUUAAAGUAGUAUAGUUUUCAAAUUAGUGUGUCACACACCACUUACUGAACACAGCUUAGCUCUUUGUUUUUUGUUUUACACAGGGGGGUAAGGAAGAGACAGUUUUAGAUGAACAAAACUACUUUAUGCAGGUAGAUUUAGGGGGAUUGAUAGUCAGUUCCUUUGGAGACAUAACUGUCAUUGGCUAAGUGAUGGCAUUGCAACGGUAACUGUUACCACUCUUUCAAGGAGUACACCUUUAGGGGAGAACUUUAAAAUAUUACAAUGCUGCUGCCGGCAAUGGCUUUCUCAUGUCAGCUGCUCUUCAUAAUGAAUAGAGUACUUACCUUGGGUCAGGCCCUUACAUCAUGUUUCACUGACCCAACUCCACAUCAUUAGCCACUGGUAGGGAUAACUAUGAGUGAGGUGGGUCUACAUGAUAUGGGGCAGAAAUGAUUCAUGAUGCCAUCGAUGGAAGCAGACUAGUGUAAAGUGUAGGCUAUGGCUUGGGUCUAACCUCCCUUUCUGCUCACUGACCCAUGGGGGCACAAUGACUGCAGGGGAAGGUGGGAAAAUAGCUGUAUAUAUUUUGCAUCUCUGCUUGUGCUGCAUAGGAUCCAAGCCUAGCAUUCUGCCCUUAGUGUGAUUUCAGGUUUGUUGUAUUUUAAGUUGGGGCUGGGAGGGAGGAAGGAUUUUUCAGUAAAUCAGAUCAUUCUGAAUCCUCAUUUUAGCAGGUAAAGGAUUAAAUGGAUCCUCCUCUGUCCUGAAAUAAACAUGGAAAGGUUUCCAAGAGAGACUUACCCUUCCUUGAGAUAAAUACAGACACUAGGCCUGUCCUAAUCUUUCUCUUUCAUAUUCCAGAGCUAAAUUAUAACUUCUGUGAGAAUUGCAGGCAAUCCUUUUUAGAAAACCCAACUUGGAACUUGUACAGCUUGCGGCUUCUUUGUCUGGCAAAAGCAAUGGCUUCGGUUAAAGCAAAGCACACCCCACAAUGCUAAUAAUGGGGUAGUCAAAAUAUUUAUUGCAAAAGAAGAGUAGAGUAUUUUUUAAAACAUUGUACCUGUCAUUUAUUUGGAAAAGCACAUUCUCCAGAGCUAACUGCCAGUGCCAAUAAAAGGUCUGUUUUGUAUGUGUACAUUUUUUCGAGACUUAAAAAGUGCAUAAUUUAAAAGUAUUAAGUUGCCAUCUUAUAGUGAUAUGAAACCAUUUAUAAUUGCCAAUUCAUUGUGACUAUUAUUUAUUUAAGAAGUGAAAAUUUGUAAGAAUGCUUUCUGAUCAAACUAGAGUUCUUUUGAAGAAAUUACCGCUACCUUGCUUUUUUUGUUUUUUUAAACCUGACAUAGCAUAAGAGAGACCUUGGAUUUCUUUAGAAAAAAAAUUCUGCCAGUAGAUUCAGCACCAUUCUAACACUUUACCCCCUCUCUCAGUAGAGUAGUUUGCCUGGUUUAAAGACAACUUUACAGAUAUUUUAGUUUUUGUAUGCUAACCUCUAUUAAUUAAAAUGUUUAUGGAGUUUAUUUUUACCAAAGAGAUGCAAUUCAUUAUGAUAAAAGUAUUUCAAAAUAAACUUUGUUUUAUAACA